Molecule: messenger RNA, 279 nt
Organism: Echinostoma caproni
Lineage: Eukaryota; Metazoa; Platyhelminthes; Trematoda; Plagiorchiida; Echinostomatidae
Source: the annotation of a GenBank genome assembly
AUGAGCUCAAACCAAACUAAUCGUAGUGGUUGGUCACCUACUACCGUAUGGCGCCAACCGGAGGAGGAAACCAGGCGAAUCAUGUCGGCCGCCUCUGAUACCACCAUGUCAAACAUCACUUCAAGACUGGAAGAGGAUCCACCGGAUCUAGUCCCCGAGCUAAUCAGCGACUAUGAGCGCAGUAAUCCAAUCACAGAAACCAUGGAAAUGACCUUUUCUUCCCCUAUGGCAUGUUGGUAUGUUGAGUACGCCCUUGAAACAUUAUUGUCUUAUUUGUGA